AUGAAACAAGUUCUUCAACUAACUAAUAGUUUGUCAAUACAUUUUCAAAAAAAAAAUGCUAAUUACUCAAGUGUUGGAAUUUUAACAAAUGCUACUUUAUUGGAACUAGAAUCACUUCGAAAUGAUGAUAGUUAUAAACUUUUUUGGACUAAAACUGAACAGUUUGCUACUAAAGAGGAUAUUAGAUUGCCAGAUAUUCCUAGAAAAAGAAAAAUUCCCUCUAGAUUUGGAGGUGGUGAAGCUACAACAAUAAACAAUAUAUCAUCUUAUUUCAAAGUCAGUAUUUAUUUUCCCGUUUUAGAUAUUAUAAUCAAUGACAUAAAAACCAAAUUUGAGGAAAACAAUAUCACAAUACUUAAUGCUCUUCAAUGUUGUUUGAGCAACAAAAACUGCUCUGAUGAAAAUAUCUUGGAAGUUUGUAACACAUAUGAUAUUAUAAUAGAUGAUUUUAAGGCAGAGUUAAAGUUAUUUAGUAAAAUGUGUUUAUCAAGUGACAUUCCUGAAAAUUUUGAAAAUCGUCUGAAUUUUUUCUUGUCCAAGGACUUAAUAGGCUCGUUUGAAAAUAUGUAUAAGAUUUUUAAAAUAUAUUUAUCGAUUCCCAUGAGUUCUGCUUCUAGUGAGCGUUCUUUUUCAUCUUUACGUCGUCUCAAGACAUUUACUAGAAAUACUAUAGGUCAAGAAAGACUAUCUAACAUAGCUAUUUUAAAUAUAGAAAAUAUGUAUCCAAUGAAUUUUGACAAAAUUAUUGAUCAGUUUAGCGCAGAAUCAACCCAAAGAGGUAGAAGACUACAAUUAAUAUAA
This is a messenger RNA of Macrosiphum euphorbiae (potato aphid), 801 nucleotides long. The record is from the annotation of a GenBank genome assembly. Lineage: Eukaryota; Metazoa; Arthropoda; Insecta; Hemiptera; Aphididae.